AUGGCCGAAUAUUUUAUACAUGCCUUUAAAGGCAAAUUAAAGAAUCCCUCUCGACUCGAAUCCGCACCAGGGACCCCAAAAAAAUUAUCUCAAGGAAUCGACAAAUUUAAUAUCCCUCCUAUGACCCCAAGAAAACUUUCCGCAAAUGAUGAAAGUAACCAUUUGCUUGAAGGAAAUAACGCAGAGACUGCCCAUUCAAAAUAUUAUGAAAUCUGGCAGAGAGCAAAACGAAAGAUUUUCACAAACAUUAGAAUGAAGAAGUUAAUGAACAACAUAAGGCUUUUUGGGCCUGGGAUGAACGAAGAGAUGGAAGAAGGAGAUAUAGAAAACUAUUUCAAAAAAAAAAAAAACCAAAUUCUCACUGUCAGGUCAGGCCUUAUAGCUACCAAUAGCACUCCCUGUGGAAUUAUUCAUCCAUCAAAAGGAUGCAGAAUUGUAUGAAACUGCUACAUUGGGGCAGUGCUGAUAUUCACUGCUAUUUUCAUCCCUUAUUCAAUGGCAUUUAUUAACUCACUUGUCUUUGAUACUUGGUGGUGGAUGAAUACGAUCAUUGAUUUUAGCUUUUUGAUUGAUUUUUUGCUGAAUUUAAAUACAGCUUAUAUAGAUAGCGAAGGGGGAUUGGUAACAUCCCGAUGGAAAAUCUUUAUCAACUACUUAAAAGGAUGGCUUAUUUUAGAUCUGAUCUCAGCAAUCCCGUUUGGAUUUUUUGAAGCAUUUUCGGGACAAAAUGAAAGUUCUUCAAAUAACAGAAAAUAUAGCUCACUUGUAAGACUUUUUCGCUUAAAAGGGCUCCCAAAGCUGUUGAGGAUGCUUAAAGCUAUGAAAGUUGAAGGAAAUUCGAAAAAGGCUGAAAUUUUGGAAACCUUUCAGCAUUUUUUUAAUUUGGGACAUACUACGAUACGAUUCGUCAGCACAGUUUUUGGGCUACUUAUAGCUUUACAUUGUGUCACAUGCUUUUGGUACAUUUGUGAUAAAUUUGAUGACUUUGGUCCUGAUACCUGGGUUGUGAGGUAUGGAUAUAUAGACUCAGACCAUUUUACAAUAUAUUUAACCUCUAUGUAUUGGGCAUUAACAACCCUUGUAACGCUGGGAUAUGGCGACAUCACCCCAUUAACACUGACAGAAAAAUCAUUUACAAUGUGCUGAAUGGUGAUAUCAAUGUAUGCACUAUCCUUUGUGGUAAGCAGUCUUUCUUCAAUGUUUGCACAAACAGAUAUAAGGAAUAACCAAUUGACACAAAGGUUAGCAGAGGUUGAUGAGUUUGUAAGUGAGUGCAAUUUAAGCAAAGAAAUCCAGUCAAAAAUGCAUAAAGUAAUUACGAUGAAUACAGAACAAAGAGCAUUUUCAGUUGAAAAUAAAGAAAAUUUGUUAUAUGAGCUGCCGAUGAAGCUUAAAUAUGAUAUUGCUAUGAAUAUGUAUCACUCUGUCAUUAAAACGUUAUACUUUUUUAAUGACAGAGAUGAAAAUUUCAUUGCAAAAAUAAUGCCACUCUUGCAGCCGUUUUUUGUCCAGGCACUCGAGUCGAUCUAUUCUAUAGGAGAAAAUUCAACAGACAUUAUGUUUAUCAUGAGAGGAAGAUGCCAGUAUGUUUAUGGACAAGAAAAUACCACAUUCAGGCCAAUGUCAGAAGGGCAGCAUUUUGGAGAUAUAGAAACUGUCCAAAAAAUCACUCGAAAAUACAAUGUUCAAUCCUCUCAAGAAUGUAACUUAUUAGUAAUGGGCUCAAGGGUAAUUUUUAAUUAGACUGUGCAAAUUAUUGAGGAAGAGUUCCCUGAGGUGUGGAAGACAAUGGAAAAACAAGCACUCGAAAAUGAUAAAAAACUAAGAAAUGCCCUUGCAGAAAUGAAAAUAUUGCACGCAGCUAAUAAAGAAGGAAACAUCAAAAGCAUGACUUCUGUGCUGUUUAAAGAGUUGCUGACACAAGAAGUCAUAAAUUUAAAAAACUUAGAAAACAAUACCCCUGGAAACUCCAAAUUCGACUUCAUAAAAACUGCUAACGAAAAAAUCGACAAUCUCCAUAACUUGACAUCAGAAAAUGCAAAGAUAAUUGAAAAGAUUCUUCGAACUGUAAAAGAGCUGAAAAAUAAAAAAGAAAAUAAUAUAGAAGCAAGGCAAUCUUUGUGCAUAAAGCAAGAUAAUAAUCAAAAUAUGGCGUCAUCAAAAUUUCUGGUCUUACAAUCAAAAAAUCUGCUCUUGAAUAUCUUAAUUAUGAGUUUUGGCUUAACCAGACAAAUUAAUUCUUGGCUAUUUCAAGGGGAAAAAAAUUUUCUGAUAAAGCGCCAAUAGCCAAAGCUGUAGAGUCUGACAUGAUUAGAGCACUAGCUCGAACUAAAAAUUUUUGGCUGAAAGAGGGAAUGACAAAUACCUUACUCCCACAGCAAUAAAAAAAUUUUUGCUUAUUUGUUAGAAAUUUUAUAUGAAUUUAUCGAAAUUUGCUUAUUAUUGGAGGUUUUCAGAUCAAAAGUGAAAAAAUGCAAAUUUUGGGCAUGUGCCCAAAUAAUAGACAAAUUUCGAUUAUUCAUAUAAAUUACACUUUGUUAAUUUUUGCUUAAAAAUCACCCACUAAUAAACAAAUUUGCUUACUCCCCCCUUCUUGAGCGAACAAACCAAAUGGAAAAAUUCCUAUUUUUUGCCAAAAACCCACCUUCCGUGAGCGAAACAAAAUCCAUUAAUAAUAUAACAAUUUUCCAUAAAAAAUAAUUUUGAUAUAUAAGAGAUAAUUAUUAUAAGAAAAUCACUAGCUAAUUCUGUUUAAUUUUAAAUAAAUUGCAUUUUACAACAUAAAUUCUAUAAAUUUAAUAAAUAUAUGAUUCUAAUUUUUUGCGGAUUUGGAUUUUUUUAAAUUUUUCGAAAAAAAAAUUAUACUAUAAAUUUUUAAAAAAAUAAAUUCCUCUCCGUGACCGAACAAAAUUGUUUGUUCGCUCAGGAGGGGUAGUUAAGGGCAAAUGAAAUUGUAUUUUUUGAUAAGAUCAGUCGAAUUUGGGUGGUCUUGAGAGGAUUUUAUCAGAGAAAGGUAGAUAGGAGACGUGGUAUAUAAAAACAUUAUAGCUAAAGCUAAUCAAUAUGCAAGCAUAAAGCAAGACCAGUCUACUCAAACAAUUUUUGAGGACUAG
Messenger RNA from Blepharisma stoltei, 3113 nucleotides. NCBI's taxonomy places the organism in Eukaryota, Ciliophora, Heterotrichea, Heterotrichida, Blepharismidae. The record is from the annotation of a GenBank genome assembly.